This is a messenger RNA of Camelina sativa (false flax), 2549 nucleotides long. Its product is annotated as autophagy-related protein 13b. Gene Ontology annotation, cellular component: phagophore assembly site; Atg1/ULK1 kinase complex; cytosol. The record is from RefSeq and is a predicted model, not a curated record. Gene Ontology annotation, biological process: protein localization to phagophore assembly site; autophagosome assembly; mitophagy. Lineage: Eukaryota; Viridiplantae; Streptophyta; Magnoliopsida; Brassicales; Brassicaceae.
UUAAGUAAUAUUAAAGUGUGUAUCGAACGAGUCACGAAGGAAGAAGAAGAUAUCAAAAUCAUCGUCUCUGAAAAAAAAAUAAAAAACUAGAAAAGUAAUGAAAUUUUUUAGAAUGAACAUAAUCUGAUAUUAAUGAUGAAAAACCUCGUUUGAUUUUUUUUUGAGAAAUCAUGGGUUUGUUUCUGUUUCGUCUUCCAUAGUUUUGAUUUCAAGUCUGAAAGACGAAAGCUUUCUUUUGUAAUCCAAAGUUUUGUCCUUUUUUUGCUUUUUUCGUCUUUAGGGUUCUUUCAAUUUUGCCGUUAUUAAAAAAAAAAACCAAAAAAACAAAAACAGUGAACAAGUUCGAAGAAGACGAAGUUAAUAAGCAGCGACACAAGCUAACGAAGGAGACGAUAAGGAACAGUUCGCUCAAUUGAUUGGUUUGUCUAAAAGAAAGAUGUCAUCUUCACACAACAGGAGUAGCAACAACAACAAUUCAGAAGGUGCUAAAGCAGAACAGAUCAUAUUUGAGUUCUUUGCUAAAAGCCUUCACAUUAUUCUAGAAUCAAGGACUCCUUUUAUGUCUUCAAGGAAUUUUAGUGGUGAGCAGAUGAUGUGUUCCCCUUCCUCAUCUUCUUCAUCUUCCUCCAGUGUGAGGCCUCGUGACAAAUGGUUCAAUCUAGCUCUCAGGGAGUGUCCUGCUGCGUUAGAGAGUUUCGAUAUAGGUCGUAGAAGCACUCUUGAACCUUUGGUUGUUGAUGUGGUUCUUGUUGUGAGGCCACUUGUUGGUGGUGAUCAGAUGAACUUGUCUGGUAAAAGAGAGCUUAUCAGGAAUUUUUCAGGGAAAGAGUAUCAGUCGUCUGGUUGGAAUUCUGAUCAAGAUGAAUUGGGAUUUGAGACUAAGAACGAGCAGAUAAUUGAGAGAUGGGUGGUUCAGUACGAUAAUAGGAAGAUCAGGGAAUCUGCUACUACCAGCAGCAGGAGGUCAAGCAGUAAUAAGUUGCAAGUGAUGUAUAAGAAAGCAACUCUGCUGCUCAGGUCGUUGUUUGUGAUGGUUAGGCUUUUACCUGCUUAUAAGAUUUUCAGGGAACUCAAUUCCUCUGGGCAGAUCUUCAAGUUCAAGCUUGUUCCUAGGGUCCCUUCUAUAGUUGAGCCAUUCACUCGCAGAGAAGAAGCAGAAAUGCAGAAGUUUUCUUUCACCCCGGUUGAGACUAUCUGUGGUAGACUUUGCUUAUCGGUCUUAUACCGUUCUCUCUCAGAUGUCAGUUGCGAACACUCAACUCCUAUGUCUCCAACGUUUAUAACAGAUUAUGUUGGAAGUCCCCUUGCUGAUCCUUUAAAGAGGUUCCCUUCCCUUCCUCUUUCAUAUGGCUCGCCUCCUUUGCUGCCAUUUCAAAGGCGCCAUAGCUGGAGUUUUGAUCGUCACAAGGCGUCUCCACCUUCUGUUUCUUGCUCACCAUCGCCUACACGCUCGGAUUCACAUGCAUUGGUUUCACAUCCUUGUUCCCGUAACCUUCCUCCUCACCCUUCUGAGAUGCCCACUGGUCGUAGAAAGGAAAGCUACGCAGAAGAGUAUUCUCCUUAUCAAGAUUUCUCCCCUCCUCCUUCUCCUUCAGCACCUAUACAGGCCGUCUCAAGAGGCAUCACACGUACUGAAAGUGCUCCAGUGAGAAUCCCAGCUCCGACUUUCCAGACCAAACAAAACAUUGUGGCGCCUUCUCCUCAUCUAAAAUUGUCGAGACACACUUCUUUGAAGCCUGUGAGAAACUUUGGUCCUGGUGAAUCUGGAUCAGCAAUAGACAAGCUGUUUCUUUGUGGAAAAGAUGACUUUAGGAAGCAUUCUGGAAUGAGGCUGUCUUCCAACAGCUCACCGCGGAUAUCAUUUUCCCGGAGUUCCAGUAGAUCUUACCAAGACGAUUUUGAUGAUCCUGAUUUCCCUUGCCCAUUUGAUGUUGAGUAUGAUGAUAUUACAGAUCGUAGUAGCAGACCAGGGUCGUUCGACCACAGAGGAGACAUACAUGAGCCACUCGAGUCAAGCGGGUCAUUCCCAAAGAAGUCCCAAGAUGCUGCAGUUGGUGCCCUUGUGAGAAUGCUGAAGAAAGCUCCACCUCUGAGACAAGACGUCUCUGAAUCUUCCAUACCUGAAAUCUGUUGGAACAACAACAAACCAGCACGGGCUCAGGAGAUAGCAGUCACGUCAAUCACAGCCUCGGGGAUUGCUCUGGCCUCAAAGACAACAGCUGAUGCUAUGGAAGAGUUGAGGACUUACAAAGAAAUGAAGAACCAUUUGUUGCUUAGUCAAUCCACAUCAAACCCUUCCUCGGUUACUGCUACUUCACCCUUUGAUGCUUGAUGUUUCAAAACCUUGACCCAUUUUGGGUUUCGUUAUUGGUUUUGGAUUUGGGUUUUCAUAUAAUGUGCGUAUAUGUAAAUAAUAUUAAGCUCUCUCUCUACUCUUUGGAUGAUAUUGUGGUCCAUGUAAAUAAACUUUUGUACCCAUAAGCAGAAAAUUCCAUGUAAAUAAAUGGUAAACAUAUACUAAUGAUAAUGAUGACUUUAAUGAUUGUAAA